UACGGCAGCGUGCGGAAAAUGGCGGAGGGCGCGGAUGGGGCGAGCGGGGAGGUGCAGGAUCGCGCCGAGGGGCUGAAGGCCAAAGCCAACCAGUAUUUCAAAGAUAAGGAUUAUGACAAUGCCAUUAAGUAUUACACGCAGGCCAUCGAGUUGAACUCGGAGAAUGCUAUUUAUUAUGGGAAUCGUAGCUUGGCAUACUUACGGACUGAAUGUUAUGGCUAUGCCUUGUCAGACGCCACCAAGGCAGUGGAACUGGAUAAGAAAUACAUUAAAGGGUAUUAUAGGCGAGCAACAGCCAACAUGGCACUGGGCAAAUUCAAGGCUGCGCUGAAAGACUACGACACGGUGGUCAAAGUGAAACCAAAUGACAAGGAUGCAAAAAUGAAAUACCAAGAAUGUAAUAAAAUUGUCAAACGGAAAGCAUUUGAGCGUGCAAUAGCAAACGACGAGCUGAAGAGAUCAGUGGUGGACUCUCUGGAUAUAGAGAGCAUGACAAUCGAAGGUGAUUACACUGGUCCCAAACUGGAAGAUGGCAAGGUCACUUUGCAGUUCAUGAAGGACUUAAUGCAGUGGUUCAAAGACCAGAAGAAGUUGCACAGGAAGUGUGCUUAUCAGAUACUGGUCCAGGUGAAGGAGGUGCUGUCGAAACUACCCAGUCUGGUAGAGAUCACGGUGGGCGAGAAAGAGUUCAUUACCAUUUGCGGAGACAUUCAUGGGCAGUACUAUGACCUGUUGAAUAUAUUUGAACUCAAUGGAUUGCCGUCAGAGUCUAAUCCUUAUUUAUUUAAUGGUGAUUUUGUAGACAGAGGGUCUUUCUCUGUGGAAGUUAUAUUAGUUCUCUUUGGAUUCAAGCUGCUCUAUCCAAACCACUUCCAUGUUCUCCGAGGUAACCAUGAAACGGACAACAUGAACCAAAUGUAUGGCUUUGAGGGUGAGGUGAAGGCCAAGUAUACGUCGCAGAUGUUUGAACUCUUCAGCGAGGUAUUCCAGUGGCUGCCUCUGGCACAGUGCAUUAACAGUAAAGUUCUGAUAAUGCACGGAGGACUCUUCAGUGAAGAUGGUAUAACCCUCGAUGACAUCAAGAAGAUUGAUCGAAAUCGGCAGCCUCCAGAUUCGGGUCCGAUGUGUGACUUGCUCUGGUCAGAUCCACAGCCUCAGAAUGGGAGAUCAGUCAGCAAGCGUGGUGUCAGCUGCCAGUUUGGGCCAGAUGUCACCAGGCGGUUCCUGGAGGAGAACCAACUGGAUUACAUCAUCAGAAGCCACGAGGUGAAGCCUGAGGGUUACGAGGUUACGCACAACGGCAAAUGCAUCACUGUGUUCUCUGCGCCAAACUAUUGUGAUCAAAUGGGAAACCAAGGGGCAUACAUUCACCUCAGGGGCUCUGAUCUAAAACCGUUCUUUCAUCAAUUUAAAACUGUGCCUCACCCGAACGUAAAACCAAUGGCAUAUGCAAACUCGCUACUGCAGCUGGGAAUGAUGUAGCAUCGGAGCGUCUGGUUUGGACAGUAAUCCCUCCCACAGGUGGGGGGGGUGGCGUCAGGGUUUAAUUUAAUCUUCCUCACUAGAUCUGCCAUCUCUGAACCAAGUCUCCUACCUUCCCAGCACCACGGCCCUAGAUAAUGUGUCCUGCCCCUUGCUGUGGAAAGCUAUGGAGUGUAAAUCAACUCUCAAACACAUGGCUCGUGCACGUGUCGUGUUUAGAUGUACAUCUUAUGCCCUUCUGACAUUUGGUUCCAAAUCAAAUCCUGAAUCCCUGCACCAGUAAGACUCUGCAGAAUAAAAUAAUUUAAUUUCCUCUAGCCACUGCUGAUUAUCUCUCAUCCACCUCCCUUCUGCUCUCAACCAGCCCAGUGAUUGAACUUGGCCUCUCCAUUGCCAGAGGAAUAGGGAGGUGUGGCUGGUUCAUAGUCUCCUGAUUACCAGCUUGAUUUGAACAGUGGUGAAGUACUGAAUCCCACCACUGUUUGAACAUUUCCCAUUCUCCAGUUCUCACCUUCACCUUCCCCAAUCCCACAAACAUCCCUCGCGUUCCAUCAACAAAAUCCAAAAGUCUAUAUAUAAAUAAAAUUGCAAUGCUUGGCAGUUUUAUUUGGAGGAAUAAGUCUAGUUGGCAUCAGAACUUGGUUCUGGUUUGCUACAUCAGGUUGUAGCUCUUGUCUGUAGCCAUUUCCAUCUCUGGUACAUCCCUGUGAGCCCCAGUCAAUGCAACCCUUCAAGCAUUAGCUGAUUGUUAUCUCACCUGCCUUCCCGGUUCUUCACUCACUGUUUUACACUGGUUAAAGUUUUUUUGGACUGGGGUAUUACAGACAGGUUUGUUCCUGCCACUUCUGAAUAACUAAUGGAUGAAUCCCAAAGCUCUGAAUAUGUAAUCAGCAGCCUGCAUUCCCUUGGAAAUUCAUGGCAAUCGCUGAUUUUAUAUCCAGAGUUAAAGCUACAAAUCUGGAUGUGUUGGAUCAUGGAUUAUUGAAUGUACCUAGGUGUCUCAUUAGUCUUUGAUCUUGAGAUGGCAAGGAGGCGAAGUAGUGAACACAGGGCUCAGCAUUGUGUUCCCUGGGCUGACAGAACCAUUGUUCAGAGGAAAGGUUUCUGGCAGUAAGUUUGACCACUGAUUCACCUUUAUUAUAGAUUAAGAGCUGUGUAUCAGCUGUUGAGGCUUCCAUGGUAGCAGUCUAAGAACUUGCAUUUCUAUAGCAACUUUCACAUCCUUGAAGCCGCAGGGCACUCUAUAGUCAGAAAAGUAAACUUGGAGGAAAAUAAAGUUGUAGGAAACACGCUUGCCAAUUUGUGCAGAGCAAACUCCCACAAACAGUAAUGUGAUGGUGGCCAGUUAAACUGUCUCGGGGUGGGGGAGAUACCAGGGCACUGGGAGAACACCCCAGUUAUUGCACUGAAAGGACAGAUGGUGUGGGUAAGAGUGCUUUUGCAUCAUUCGCAGUGAUGCGUCCUUUGUCACUCAACGUUUCUCUAUCUGCAGUGGAGGGUCCCUUCUCGCCGAUGCGCUCUGUCCACAGUUCCCAGUUCCCUCUCCUUGGUUGUGCCUCUGUCCACAGUGAUGGGUCCACGUUAUUAACUUGCUUCGGUCUGGUUUGUGUGCCACCUCAGUUUUAUUUCCAUCUCCAGUGAAGGAGAUUUUUUUUCUACACACUGCUCACAAGGUCAUGAAAGUCUCGCACAUCUGGAUGAAUUAGGAGGUAGUAAAUCUAUGGGGUUCAACGCAAAACCAAUGGCCAGCAAAUCCACGUGGAAUAGGGACGGGUGAUGCAGGGCUGCGGGGGGGUGUAGUAGGGGGGCAGGUAACAAUCAGGUGCCUCUCCUGAGGUCCACCUCAGCUCCAUAACAUCCAGGUCACUACUGUGCAACUCGUUCGUGCUCUGCCAUUAGGGGAGCCUCUUGCCCCAACCCAACCGAUUUACUUCACUGCCUUGAGGAAAUGAGUCAAACGUUUCCAUUAAGAUCACAAGACCCACCUGGAGGUGUAGGUGAGAGUGGUAAGCCAGCUGACACUUAAGGAGGGUGAAGGAAGGAGAGGUUUACUGAAUAGAGGUCAGGACAGUGAAUGAAUAUCACUAUCUGCUCUCUGGACUCAUCAGUAAUGAAGAGCUGUACUUUUCAACACAUCUCACUUCCUGAGGCUUUAAAAUGUUCCACUUAUUCCGACGCUUCAAUUGUUGUUCGUUAAGAAUAUACCAAUAUCAGCCCUAAAUUUGUAUCCUCUCCACUUUCCCUGGUCCUGUCAAUAGUCUUGUUUGAAGCUGUGCCAAUCAUUUUUAUCUAGUUUCUUCCCUUAGAUUGAGAAUAGCUCGGGUUUUGGUAGGGGCAGUCAGAUUAUAAUUGGGAGUGAUGUCCAUUCUUGGUAUCUGUUCUGUAAACCGUUCCUCCCUCCCCAUCCCAAGUGCCAGUUGUGACUCGUUGUGUACCGCUCCACCUCUGGGUCAGAAAACCAUGGGUUCAAAUCCACCCAUCCGUCCCAAGAGGCAACCACCAAAAUCCAAGCUGAUGUUCCCUAUGUGACACUGUUGGUGUUGCAGUGUUUUAUAUGAGGUGUUAAUGCAAGGUCCAGUCUACACCCUUGGUGGUCUAUAAACAAUCCCACGUGGCAGUAACUUGAGGAGGAACAGGGGAGUUGACCCCAGUGUCCUGAGCCAACGUUUGCCCUUCAGCCAAUGCUACUAAAAAGAAUAAUAAAACCAGAAAAUGCUGGAAACACUCAAUAGGUCAGGCAGCAUCUGUGGAGAAAGAAACAGGGUUAGUGUUUCAGAUCGAAUGAUCUGACAGAUUGUUUCUCUCUGCAUGGAUGUUGUCUGACCUGCUGAGUGUUUCUGCAUUUUCUGUUUUUAUUUGUUUUCAUUAAAUUUUCAGACUGAAAACAAAUCAUCUGUUGGUUACAAUGCUGCUUUUCAGAGCUUGCUCUGCACAAACUGGCUGUUAUGUUUCCCAGACAAUACACAUCAAAGAUUGGCUCUCAAGUGCUUUGGAAUGCCCUGAGGCUGUGAAGGUGCUGUAGAAAGGACAGUUCUUACUCCUUCAGCGCACCAAGACGGCUCUCCUUCAACACUGUGAAGAUUCUUAGGUUCCACAUACAACUGGUAUCGGGGAUCGUGUAAUUAAAAUGCAAAGAAUUCUUUCAGUGGAAGCCACAGACAUGUACAGUGGCUUCUCUUCAUUUUCAGCAGAAUUUUUGCCUUAGCAUGACUCUGAUAAAUUUUUGUAAUACCUCGCGAUCUGUGGCUAAACUAGUUCCAUUACACCUGGGCCACAGGUGUAUCUCUGAACGAACAGGUCAGCAAUUUUUUCUGGUUUUUCUUGUUGUUAUCAACCAAUCCCUUUGAAAUUCUGCUCCCUGGAUGGGGCAUUAAACUGCCUGCCAGAUGAACAUACUAGUUCCCUCAGAACUAGUUCCCCCAAAGAACCGGAUGUUCUUCCUGGUUUCCUCGCCAAUGUUCCUCCCUCAUCCAACAACUUCUGUCCUUUCCUGCUGCUUUAGGAUCUCGCUUUUGGUAAAGCGCCUUCACACACUAGUCAACAGCUCCUCAUUACUGGGGAGCACCUUGAAACUUCCCAAUGCUGUGAAAGUCACUAUCUAAAUGGAAGUUUUCUUCGUGUGCAUCUGUCAAGGUCCCGACAACUCGACUGUCAUCACAACAGUUGUUUAGAGGCUUGUGGUGCCUCAUUAGCCCCAUUGCUAGUGGGUGGGCAGUGAUUUUUUUUCCCCCUAGGAAGGCAGUGGAGAACUUUGAGACAAAACACAGGUGGGCCAGAGCAAGUGUGCUUUUGAUUGCCUCCCUUCACAUGCCGACUGUUCCUGUUUGUUCAGUCUUAGUGACUGGGAGACUCCCACCUCAGCUCCGUGCUCAGCAACAACAUCGGAGCAUGUAGCAAGCUUCACUGUCAUCCCAAACUAGGUAGAGACAAACACCUUCAACAGUUUUUGUGUUCAAAAACAUGUUAAAUCUUGGACAAAGUGGCAACGGAAUCUUAUCCCACUGUCUGGAGAGCAGUGUACUGUCCUGGGCCCGGACCUGGCUCAUUCUCUGGGAAAAAGUCCUGAUCUUGUGUGGAAUAGGGAUAUCCAUCUGUUGCAGAGCAAGAGGCUGAGCAACUGAAUGAAAAUGUCUUCAGUUAACAUUCAAUAUUCCCAACUUUUCGAUCCCUACCAAUUCACUUUUACCGAAUAAAAACCCUCCAGUUCUUCCUGCCCAAUGUCAAUCUUCCUUCUAGACAGCUGAUCUCCCAGGGAUAGCGUCCAUGUUCCACUGACUUCCGUGCAAGAGCAGGCUUGUGGACCAAGCGUUCGGAGCCUCUGGGAAGCCCUGCGAGGGUGUAGGGGGAGGAAAAAGUAACAGGCUUCUUCCUGGGAAAAUUUAAUUUUUCUGAGAAGAAUCAUUUGAGUGUUAACGAACCCGCAACCAUAGCUUCUCCCGACACGGAGGGAGGACUGGUUAACGGAGCCUGUGAUGGUGUUCUGGGUUCCUCCACGAUGGCAUGGUGUUCUCAUGAUGUUGAGUUCUUCCUUUGCUGUGGGACCCAUUCUGAUUGACAGGUAAGAGCACCUUGGGCAUUGCGUGUCAAGUAGAUUUAAAACCAGCGUGGAGUUUGAAAGAGUUGGGGGUGGGUUGGGGGAGGACUUGACGACCUGGUGCUCAAUUUAGGCACAAGAGUUUUAUAAUUGUAUGUGUUUGCCAUCAUAAUGUCACAGUCAAAUAAAACUUUAUUCAAAUGUUAGAAUUCUGAAUUAUAUUUAAUGACAAUGUGCAUUGUGGUGUUUGAAAACUUGCAACUUCCUGAAGAUUGUAUUUGCCAAAUGGCAGUGGUAUUUUGAAUAAAAAGGUUGCAAGGAC
This is a messenger RNA of Pristis pectinata (smalltooth sawfish), 6338 nucleotides long. It is a transcript of the gene ppp5c, whose product is annotated as protein phosphatase 5, catalytic subunit. Bases 19 to 1482 code for a protein of 487 amino acids. Gene Ontology annotation, cellular component: cytosol; nucleus. Lineage: Eukaryota; Metazoa; Chordata; Chondrichthyes; Rhinopristiformes; Pristidae. The transcript has 13 exons. Gene Ontology annotation, molecular function: protein serine/threonine phosphatase activity; protein binding. The record is from RefSeq and is a predicted model, not a curated record.